AUGACAGCAGGUCAAUGGAAACAUUUCAUUGUUACAUAUGCCAGAGCAUGCUUCAUAAAACUUGUUCUACCUACUGUUUACACAAGUCUUCGACUGCUAGCAGAAGUAGUCGAGCUUUUAAUAGAUGAUUCAUCUACACAAGAAAUCAUUGAUCUGAUAGAAGUUAAAAUACAACGUCAUUAUGAGGCCUAUUGUAAGGCCUAUGGGAAAUGGAAUGUCACUGUUAACUAUCACAUGGCAUUACACACGGCAGAUUGUAUGAAUGACUUUGGACCUGCAAACAAUUUUUGGUUGUUUGCUUAUGAAUGUGAGAAUGCUGUUGUUGGCAAUGCUCCGACUAAUGGAAUAUCAAUUGAAUGGCCGUUAUUUAGAAGAUAUCAUGUGCAAUAUCAGCUGGAGAGCUCUUUCAUCGAUCCUGUGGAUCUGCCACAGCUAUCUUCAAUCCCUUCUGAUCUGUAUGCUCUUUAUGAAAGUUGGACUGAUAUAGUGACAAACUUGGAUUUUGACAGGUGGCUGUCUAGUAGAUUACAAUUAGCCGCAUCUACUAGAAUUACUAAUGCUGAACGAAAAGAAGACCUUAUGCGCGUGCAGCUAAUGUUAGAUGCUGAUGAAGAUGAUGAUUCAAUGGACUCUUGGCUAGUUAGUCUUUGUCACCCAGCUAGAAAAAAUUUUACUUUGGCAGAUAAUGUACAGGCUUUACUUGUUAAACACUUUCAACAAGUUUAUGGUGACAAGUUAGUCUGUGUUGCCAGGAAGAUUGACUUGUUUGCACGAUGUAUGCUCAAUGGAUGUGUCUUUUGUUCAGAGAUGAACAGAACAAAUCGAACAAAUGUCGUUCUAGUGUACUGGACAAUCCUCGAUGACCAAGAUCAGUUUGUAACGAAGCCAUACAUUGGCAAUGUUUUGUUUUUUUUGUCAGGCACUUGUUUAUAUUAG
Messenger RNA from Corticium candelabrum, 936 nucleotides. RefSeq lists its product as uncharacterized. The record is from RefSeq and is a predicted model, not a curated record. The coding region runs from base 1 to 936 and encodes 311 amino acids. The transcript has a single exon. Lineage: Eukaryota; Metazoa; Porifera; Homoscleromorpha; Homosclerophorida; Plakinidae.